Messenger RNA from Ctenocephalides felis (cat flea), 495 nucleotides. RefSeq names its product MAGE-like protein 2. The record is from RefSeq and is a predicted model, not a curated record. Lineage: Eukaryota; Metazoa; Arthropoda; Insecta; Siphonaptera; Pulicidae. Bases 1 to 495 code for a protein of 164 amino acids. The transcript has a single exon.
AUGGUUACGCACCAACUUUUUGGCAGCAGCUACUUGUCCAGCGGUUUCGGCGGUGUUGGCCUUUCUUCUGGUCACGGAUUAGCUUUAGGAGGUCUGGGAUACUCCGGUUUAGGCUUAGCUCAUGGAGGUCAUCACGUCAGCCACUCAGUGUCAGUCAACAGAGUGGCUAUCCCAGUUCCACAUCCAGUACCAGUACCAGUUGAAAGAACCGUGCAUGUGCCAUACAAAGUGCCUGUACCUUAUGCAGUAGACAGGCCAUAUGCUGUCCACGUUCCAAAACCAUACCCAGUACCAGUUGUCAAACAUAUUCCAGUACCAGUUGACAGUACUACAAGCCUUCCAGUACAGUUCAAAGUUGUCCCAGUACCCCCAGUCAAGGUACCAGUUGUACACAAAGUUGCCGUCCCAGUACCAGCUCCAUACCCAGUUCCCGUUCACAAGGCCGUACCAGUCGCAGUACAUACACCAGUAUUUGUCAAACACCAUCCCUGGUGA